AUGGAUCCAAACGGUGACAAAGUCGACGGCAAGGCCCUUCCCUGGACCGAAGAAGCCAAAUUCCAGUUCCUCAUCCGCAUUGUCGCUCAGCUUCGCGAGAACGGACGGUCCAUCAACUGGCAGAAGAUCGACAUGCCAGGGCGUACUGUCAAGUCCAUGCAGAAUAUGUGGACAAAGAUAAAUAAGAUGAUUGCGGAGGUUGAGGCGGAGAGCGGAGAUGCGCCAAUCAAGAGGCCAAGUCGUGGGUUCCCCCCCUAUUUCUUUUCUUCUUUUCUUGUCUCCUCUGUGCGCUUCUCUCUUGGUUUCCGGCUACUUCUUGUUUUGCACCUGUUUGAAGAAUUGAACGGUGCUGAGGCGCUUUCCUGCGUUGCUGGCUUGCCGUGGAGAAUCGGGAACCUUAUGACUGAUAAGCCGGCAGCUCGCAAGAGGACCCCGAGGAAAGGUCAAAGUGUCGCAGCCUCAGAAGAUGAUGACGAGCGUUCGACCCCGGCAAAGUCUCCUCGGAAGGGGUUGCCCCAGAAACGUGCCUCCACCGGUAGGGGCGGUACUGCCAAGAAGCUCAAGAAAGGAGCCGAUGACAUCGACGACGAAGACGACAUGGUGUUCAAGCCUGAGCCCGAAGUGGAUGUAUGA
Molecule: messenger RNA, 633 nt
Organism: Metarhizium brunneum ARSEF 3297
Lineage: Eukaryota; Fungi; Ascomycota; Sordariomycetes; Hypocreales; Clavicipitaceae
Product: Hsp90 co-chaperone
Biological process (GO): protein folding; protein stabilization
Cellular component (GO): cytoplasm
Molecular function (GO): protein-folding chaperone binding; protein kinase binding; heat shock protein binding
Source: RefSeq, a predicted model, not a curated record